UGCAAAGCUGGCAAGGCUAAGACAUGUGCAAGUGUAUAAAAGCAAGCAGUCAUGCGUUGGAAAUGCAACAGUUGAGUGUGUGUCCUGCAAAGUGUCAUCUCCGUUGGUGAUGAUUGCCCAAAAUAAAAUGAAGAUCGUCAUUUUAUCCAUCGCCGUUUGUACUUUUUUGGCUGGCCAAGCGUCAUCCGAGGGCGGUAAUAUUUACAAUUCCAAUCCAGUUCAGUACUCGCAUUCACAACCAAUCAACUACCAUUAUACGCAACCUCAGCCGCAUUAUGGUUCGCAGCAAAGCUACAACAAUCCCGCUGGAUAUCAUCCGGCCCAACAGCAGCACGGAGCUAAUCAAUAUUCUGAGCAAUAUUUGGUAACGGCCAUUAAAACUGAUCCUGCCCCACCAGUGGUGCAUUACCAACCUCCAGCAUACAAACCCGAGUCACCGUUUAAUGGCCAAUCGUACAUCAUUGAACCUUCUUACGUCCUUAAACCCUUCCGGCCAGAAACUACCUACCACGCCCAAAACUACCGUCCUCACAAUCCCGCUCCCGCUGUUUACCAACCCACUUAUCAUGCUCCUGCGUAUCCAGCCUAUCAAGCUCCAGCAUAUCCAGCGCCUGUUUAUCCAGCUCCGGCUUACCAACAACAAGCGUAUCCAGCUCCGGCAUACCAAAAUCCAGCGCAGUCUUCAGUUUACUUGGUAUAUUCUACCCCAUUAUUGGCCGGGUAUUCCACGCAGACGGCCAGUUCAGGAAUUGUUACUAGCAUAGUGCCAUCCGCAACUCAAGCGUACACAGCUUCUAUUGCUCCUGAAACUAUUUCAUCCAGCCCGAUUGAACCGAACGCGGUCGUUGAAUCCAAAGCAUCGGAACCAUCCGUUCAAUGGUCAGACAAACAAUCAGACGCCAAUGCACUAGGUCAAAAGUCUGCAGCAAAUCAAGGCAUUGGUAAAGAAUCUGCAGAAAACGAAGAAUCUGGAUCGACUACCCAAGAAAGUAUUCCGAAAUCUUACAAUAACAAAGAGGAUCAAAAUAGUUUGGAAAGUCCGAAUCCGCCUUUCUAUCCAAUACCAGCUAACCACACUUCCAAAGCGGUUUGGAAGAUUCCCAAAACAGGUAACAGUUAUGGCACGACACAAGACAGCAGCGCGGAAUCCAUACAAGAUGCUGGUGACAAAAGCGAUGGAAUUAAUCAAUUCAAUCAAAAGAGUACGACGUAUUCGAACGGAGCAGAAAUCGAAGAAAGUAGCAGGUCCAGUCUGGCUUAUAACGUCAACAAAGAUGGGGCAGAAAAUAAAGAAAGUAGUGAGAUUACUACUGUGGACCGGGUCACUGAAAUUUCAGUACAAGGAAAGCUAACCAAAUACGAAGGCCAGACUCAACAAAAUUCGGUCAUAUCUAGUAGAGAGACAUCCGAUGAUAAUAUCGAAACGGGUGUGGUCGAACUGGUUAGCCAAGUGUCACUUCAGUAUGAGAAACCGAAAUCUGGAUCAUCUGUUUAUUACGAGCAAGGACCCAGCAUUGCUGUACAGGAUGUCAAUCAAACCAAUGGAGAAAGCAAAGAGCUCGUUCGUGACCAACCUAUUACCGAGACCGGUGCACAAGAGAAAGAACAAAAUGGAGAAAACAAUUCGGAAGAAGCUGAAAGGGAAGCAACACCAGUAACCAAUACGAAUUACGGAGAUUCUCAGCCUUCAAAGAGCUUGUACUACGUCGGUACAAAUGAAGAGAAGUCGGACGUUGCCAAGGAAACGGUGGAACAAAAAGAGGUAUCACAAUAUGGCCAAUCCAGCAUCAAUCCACAAAAGUUGGUUAAAACGGAAGAAGACGAAGCUGAUGAAAGCAAUGAAACUACAGAAAUAUCUGUUUCUAAAACGAAUUAUUUCGCAAAUCAGCUGAAUCCACAAGAACCAGCUGUGAAAACGGAGGGGAAUAAUUCAGCACCGGCAGCAGCACUCGUCGAUGAAGAUAAUAGCGAUGAAGGGCCUAGUAUAGUAACAUCUGCAGUCACGAUUCAACCAGCAGUACCUGCUUAUCAAAUUCCUUACUACCCGCCGAGGCCUGCGGUGCCGAAAAUAUUUAGACCCAAGGAAGAAUCAGAAGAAGUCGAAUUACCCAUUGCCGGAUUUGGCGAGAAGAUCAAAGCUUUCACGAAAUUCGCAAUCGCUGUUCAGAAAAGUAACCUGCAAACUCAACCAAAUCCUGUAACAGGUAAAUACGACAGUAGUUCUACGCCAUCGGUAUCGAAUACCAUCAAAGAGGUCUCUCAAAAACAGCCUGAAAGUACAAAAGAAACAAGUGCUGAAAAUUAUGAAACAAAUGCAACUGAUAAAGCAAUCAACGCUCAGCCAGCCAUUGAAUAUCCAACAGAGGGCCCCACAUUUCACGCCAGUCUGUUCUACAAAAAGCCUGUCCCCCAGGAAAAUGAUUCUUCUGGAAGUGACCUCACUCAGCCAUCAACUAACAUCGUCUUGCCCCAAGAAGAAAUUCAAACAGAGCUACCCUACAUUACCGAACCACUAUUCUAUGCACAAGCAACAGAGAAGCUUCUGGCAUCUCAACUUGCAAGCACCGCCAAUGUUCAAGUAGCUGAACAAGAUGUUGAGAAUGUGGACCUCGUUAAGGAAGACUACGUGCCCGUUAAAAGUACAGAACCGAAUUACAGCGUACGUAUUGUGGCUGAAAAGAUUUCACGUGAUCAACCUGUUCAAGUCGUUAAUGCUCUUAACGUUUAUUCACCUCCAACGGUUGACACUGUUCCAGUGACUGAAAUUUCAAGUGUCACGGAGCCAGUAUCGAUCAUCCAAAUGCCUGUCUUGGCUCAGGAUCCCAUGGAGAAAACUAGCUUUUAUGCGACUCAAAGAAUUUACACUGCAUCCGUAGAUAUUCCUGGUAAUGAUUACGUAACUACCCCGAAGCCGACAAGUUACGUCCAAGACCAGAAUCCUUACGUUACGAGCACUUACGCUUACAUCGAGGAAGCUGGUCUUUCAGCAGAGUAUCAAAAGGAAAUUGCAGCAGCCCAAAACGAAGCCGAACCUUUUGCCAGCAACGAUGAUCGUAUUCCAAACGAAGCCCAGAGUCAGACUGAAGUUCCAGAUGUUUCACAGGAAGAAAUUUCUUUACCUGUUGUAUCUCCCGUGCCCAAUACACCUUCCGGAGACGCUCUUACAAAAGCCCAAUCCGCAGAAGAUGUUUCAUCUGAGGUCACCAGCGUUCCAGUGACAGAGCUUGCGUAUCUAGAAGUAACCUAUGAAGCUGAAACAGUUACUACUAAAGCUAAACCUGCAGAAGAAGUCUCUUCUGAGCUAGCUUAUGCCCCAGUUACCCAAUCGACAUACUACCAAGAGGAAAUCCAAACGGUUUCGUACGAUGCUGAAUCGACUCCCAAAACUCAAUCAGCAGAAGACGUUUCAUCUGAAGUGACUGACGCUCCUGUUACCGAACCUGCCUACCAGGAGAAACCUGAACUUCCUUGGUACGAAGCUCCAGUAGUCACCACUGUUAAGGCUCAAUCCGCAGAAGAUGUAUCAGCAGAAGUCAUCAAUCCAGUAACCGAUUCGAACGAUCAAGACGAAGCUACAGAUUUACCCGACAUUGCGUGGACCAGGUACAAAACUCCAGCGGUUAACCAAAAUGACGUUGAAGCCGUGACAGCUCCUUAUGAAACCGCACCGUCCUACAGUACCUCAGAUCCUGAUUCAACAUCAAUCGUAGUCGGAACAGUAUUCCAUAUCAACGGCGGGGAAUCUUUACAGUCUGUGACUACCGGUAAAACAGAUGACCAGCUGUUAAGGAAUACUUCUCUUAGCAAUACCAUCUACGGUAAAAAGAUAACAGAUGACCAGCUGUUAAGGAAUACUUCUCUUAGCAAUACCAUCUACGGUAAAAAGAUUCCCGAUCAUCCUCUGCCAUGUCAAUCGGACAAGAGCUCCGAAGUAGUUUCUUCACCGACAUGGCUUUUUAAUACGGCCGCUUUGGCUAAUGUGCCACUGGACAGCCGUGAGUCGAGCGAUGAAGAUGCAGCCACUUUAAGUCCGACGACUGUUGUUCCAGAAGUGACGACAAUCUUCGUUGCCCCUAACGAGGCAAGUGAGACGACAACAGUGGCUUCAGAUGGAUACAAGUACAUUUUUAAAUCACGUCCUACACCUAAUCGUUUUUACGAAACUAAAACCACCACGGCCGAGCCAUCGUCUAAUUCGACAAGUACUGCCCAGCAGACUUCUAGACGUCCUUUAGUUGUCAUCGGUAAACCGGUUGAAAUGAGGAAACCAAUCAAUGGUAGGGUGUAUUCUAGGCCUUCACCAGUGCCGCCAAGGAAAUCUCAAACAUUAGCGCAGAUCAAGAUUUUACCCACUCGUCUUCGAUCGUCGACGUCUACCCUUCACUUGCCCAAUCGGCGUUUUUUCAUCGGUAGGUCGUUAAUGGCGAACGAAAAGGCUAAUCAAGAAAGUAAAGAAGACGAGGGAGGAAAACCCAAAUAAAGAUUUAAAAACAUAAAUCUUUAAAAGACGUUUUUAAAAAGGGAAAUUUUUUAGAGCUUCUUCAACGUUUCUGGUGCCGGGCACCAGAGUGAUGCCAAGAUGGCUUCGCGAUUCGCUAUUCAUUCUUUACGAGUUUUCGGAGAUUGUUGUAGUAUAAAUCAUUUUGUUAAUGUCCAUUGACUUGUUAUUGGUGUUGUCCUAAUUGUUUAUAAAUACAGAGAUAAAAUAGACUGGUUAUAAAUUG
Molecule: messenger RNA, 4724 nt
Organism: Daphnia magna
Lineage: Eukaryota; Metazoa; Arthropoda; Branchiopoda; Diplostraca; Daphniidae
Product: proteoglycan 4
Exons: 3
Coding region: 110-4480 (1456 amino acids)
Source: RefSeq, a predicted model, not a curated record